Carya illinoinensis is the source of this 642-nucleotide messenger RNA. RefSeq lists its product as uncharacterized. Bases 1 to 642 code for a protein of 213 amino acids. Lineage: Eukaryota; Viridiplantae; Streptophyta; Magnoliopsida; Fagales; Juglandaceae. The record is from RefSeq and is a predicted model, not a curated record. The transcript has a single exon.
AUGGAUAGCAAGGGAUUUAAUAAAGUGCAACCUGUUGUGAGGAAAGGGAAAAAGAAGCAGGUGAAGGAUGAGGUUGAUCGAAUGAAACAGGCUGAGAAGAAAAAGAGGCGCUUAGAGAAAGCCCUUGCUACUUCUGCAGCCAUCAUUUCUGAACUAGAGAAGAAGAAACAGAAAAAGAAAGAAGAACAACAAAGGCUUGAUGAAGAGGGUGCUGCAAUUGCUGAGGCUGUUGCUUUGCACGUCUUACUUGGUGAAGACUCAGAUGAUUCAUGUAAGAUUGUUCUGAAAAAAAAUGAAGGGUUCAACCCUUGGGAUAUUCCUGAUAACAUUGACCUAUUUGUGAGUGGUAAGAGGUCAGGCUUUCCUUAUCAGGACUCUGACAAGCACCCGCUUGAAGGGAUUGGGUGGGUUUCUAAUCCGUAUAUGUCUGAAUGUAAGUGGGGUGGCUUGGAGAGGGGUGAGUGGUCAUUCUCAUCUGGACCUUUUGCAAGGGAUUUUCCUGCCCCAUAUUUUGAGGAAGCAGGUUGGGGAACUACGGGAUUCUCAGCUGGUCUUAUUGCAGCCCAGGCUGUUUCAUCCCUCCAGAUUGCAGAGGAUGCUCACGAAGACACGAUUGUCCUGAAUGGAAUGUUAAGGGGAUAG